CCCAGAGGCCAGAUUCAGCUCUUUCCUUGCCUUUAUCUGGCCCUUGUGGCACUAUUCCGUCCACUGACACCAACAAUGGAGCACUAUUUCUCCAACUGACACCAACAAUUGGACACUAUUCCUCCCACUAACACCAAUGAAGGGGCACUAUUCCUCCCACUGACAUCAACAAUGGGGCAGAAUUCAUUCCAUUGACGCCAAUGAAGGUACACUAUUCCCUUCUUCCACUGACACCAACAAUAGGGCACUAUUCCUCCCACUGGCACCAACUAUGGAACACUAUUUCUCCCACUGACACCAAGAAUGGGGUCCUAAUCCUCCUACUGACACUAAAGAUAGGGACAUUUUCCUCUCUCAUUGGCCCUAGU
Molecule: messenger RNA, 368 nt
Organism: Staurois parvus
Lineage: Eukaryota; Metazoa; Chordata; Amphibia; Anura; Ranidae
Source: the annotation of a GenBank genome assembly